UCACUCCCUGCCUUUUGGACGGCUAAAUUUUUCAUCAGCCAAGAAAACAGCGUGAAUCUUUUCAAUCUUACGUCGUUCUUUUGGUUAUCUUUGCUUUACCCUUUUUCACCUUUUUAUUUAUAUUUUAUUUGGCUUUACCUUUAUGCGCUUUGAUAUAGCAACCUAUGCACUAACCUCGACGCUCACAUUCACAGUAGCAUUCGUUAUUUCUCUACGCUUAUUUGUCGAAUCAGAGUUAUACAAAAGCGUCUCGGAAUGCUACGCCGCUUAUGAUGUGGAACCCAUCGACAGCACGUUACGCUUACUGCGAGAAGGUGCUCCAUUCCCCUUCCGAUUUCAUCGUCAGAUGCCGGCGCCUGCAUGUAACGGUUAUAUUGCCACCUACUUUAACUAUGUCGAGUCACAAAAGAUCAGCUUAUUGUUCCACACGAAUAUGGCGAUAUGUUGUGCUAUUGUAAUGGGUUCUAUUAUUAUCAAAGUGUUUUUUGGGGAGCUGUGGCCUAUGGAGAGUCAGGUAGGUGAAAAGACAAGGAAAAAAGGGAAGGGAAGACUUCAGGAAGUUGUCGUGUGAUAAGACAAUGACCUUCUUGCUGCUCGUAGCAUAUGUACGAUCGAAUGCUGAAUUUCCUUCUGUUCAAAGUCAUUUUUAUUGGUGCGGUCAUGGAUCCUAUUUGGAGACACAUCUUGCGAUUAUCGAUAUGGAUUGGCGUGCUUGGAUUCCUGCGCAUCUUUUGUUUACUGAGCCGAGAUCGCUUUGAUAAUUUGGCCACCAUUGCUUAUACUCCGCCAAA
Molecule: messenger RNA, 791 nt
Organism: Radiomyces spectabilis
Lineage: Eukaryota; Fungi; Mucoromycota; Mucoromycetes; Mucorales; Radiomycetaceae
Exons: 3
Coding region: 143-571 (142 amino acids)
Source: RefSeq, a predicted model, not a curated record